Molecule: messenger RNA, 189 nt
Organism: Phytophthora sojae
Lineage: Eukaryota; Oomycota; Peronosporomycetes; Peronosporales; Peronosporaceae
Exons: 1
Source: RefSeq, a predicted model, not a curated record
CUAGAUGAGUAUCUGGAGCACUUUGACAGGGAGGAAAUAGGCGAGUACGGAGACGAAGCGACAGUUGGGCUGUGGAGUAACAUUUUAGAGACACCUAGAAGUGCCUCAACUUCCAGCAACACUGCAGAAGGCGGUGAUGCAAGUGCUGAAGCUGGUACAAGCGCCGAUGCGGUCGGUAAUACAAGUGCU